Hipposideros armiger (great roundleaf bat) is the source of this 1834-nucleotide messenger RNA. RefSeq names its product adaptor related protein complex 1 subunit mu 2 (gene AP1M2). Gene Ontology annotation, cellular component: clathrin adaptor complex. Gene Ontology annotation, biological process: vesicle-mediated transport; intracellular protein transport. The transcript is spliced from 11 exons. NCBI's taxonomy places the organism in Eukaryota, Metazoa, Chordata, Mammalia, Chiroptera, Hipposideridae. Bases 65 to 1429 code for a protein of 454 amino acids. The record is from RefSeq and is a predicted model, not a curated record.
GGAAGCAGCGCCACAGUCGUCUCCUGACCUCUCUCCCCGCCUCCUAGAUCUGCCGGCCGCCUCCAUGUCUGCCUCGGCUGUCUUCAUCCUCGACGUCAAGGGCAAGCCCCUGAUCAGCCGCAACUACAAGGGCGAUGUGGCUAUGAGUGAGAUAGAGCACUUCAUGCCUCUGCUCAUGCAGCGGGAGGAAGAGGGCGCCCUGGCGCCGCUGCUGAGCCACGGUCGGGUCCACUUCCUGUGGAUCAAACACAGCAAUCUCUACUUGGUGGCCACCACGUUGAAGAAUGCCAAUGCCUCACUCGUGUACUCCUUCCUCUACAAGACAGUGGAGGUAUUCUCCGAAUACUUCAAGGAGCUGGAGGAGGAGAGCAUCCGGGACAACUUUGUCAUUGUCUAUGAGCUGCUAGACGAGCUCAUGGACUUCGGCUUCCCCCAGACCACCGACAGCAAGAUUCUGCAGGAGUACAUCACGCAGCAGGGCAACAAGCUGGAGACAGGUAAGUCGCGGGUGCCGCCCACUGUCACCAAUGCUGUGUCCUGGCGCUCUGAGGGCAUCAAGUAUAAGAAGAAUGAGGUCUUCAUUGAUGUCAUAGAGUCUGUCAACCUACUGGUGAGCCCCAAAAUUUCCACCCCACCCCUACCACGGCCUAGGGGCAGGAUAGGGGAUCCUCUGCCAGUUGACCCCCCAUGUUUGCAUCCUCAGGUCAAUGCCAAUGGCAGCGUCCUGCUGAGCGAGAUUGUGGGCACCAUCAAGCUCAAGGUGUUUCUGUCCGGAAUGCCGGAGCUGCGGCUUGGCCUCAAUGACCGUGUGCUCUUCGAGCUCACUGGCCGGAGCAAGAACAAGUCUGUGGAACUGGAGGAUGUGAAAUUUCACCAGUGUGUGCGGCUCUCUCGUUUCGACAAUGAUCGCACCAUUUCCUUCAUCCCACCUGAUGGCGACUUUGAGCUUAUGUCCUACCGCCUCAGCACCCAGGUCAAGCCGCUGAUCUGGAUUGAGUCUGUCAUUGAGAAGUUCUCCCACAGCCGUGUGGAGAUCAUGGUCAAGGCCAAGGGGCAGUUUAAGAAGCAGUCGGUGGCCAACGGCGUGGAGAUAUCUGUGCCGGUACCCAGUGAUGCUGACUCCCCACGCUUCAAGACCAGUGUGGGCAGUGCCAAGUAUGUGCCUGAGAAGAACAUUGUGAUUUGGAGUAUAAAGUCUUUCCCGGGGGGCAAGGAGUACCUGAUGCGCGCCCACUUUGGCCUCCCCAGCGUGGAGAAGGAGGAGGAGGAAGGCCGGCCACCCAUUGGGGUCAAGUUUGAGAUCCCCUAUUUCACCGUCUCUGGGAUUCAGGUCCGAUAUAUGAAAAUCAUCGAGAAAAGUGGUUACCAGGCCCUGCCCUGGGUCCGCUACAUCACCCAGAGUGGUGAUUAUCAACUUCGUACCAGCUAGAAGGGAGAAGAGGUGGGGGUUUGAACAUGGGCCUCCCUCCCUUAGGUCCUUGGCUGCAGACUUUAGAGAGAGGGAGGGAAUGUGGGGAGUGUGUUGUGUGAGCAGGCCCUGUUGGCUUAGCAGUUUUUUACUUGUGGCUCCCAGCACCUGGCCCCCUCCCUGCCUUGUCCUCUACCCAUAGGCUGGGAGGGAUGGUCUCCCUGCUUCCCUCUGCCUCCUGACUCCCCACUUCCACUUUUAUAUGAAGAAAGAGAGGAGGGACUUGAAAGCCCCCUCAUGAGUGCCUUCUUGCAGUGACUUGCCUUAGCGGGUAUCAGAGCCCCUUUUCCUUCACAGCUGCUGAGCCCAGAGGCCCCCCUGGCCUAAUCCUCUAUGUUUUAGGAUGGCAUUAAAAAGAUGAAUUUA